Messenger RNA from Plasmodium reichenowi, 3225 nucleotides. Its product is annotated as exported protein (hyp17). The record is from RefSeq and is a predicted model, not a curated record. The transcript is spliced from 2 exons. Lineage: Eukaryota; Apicomplexa; Aconoidasida; Haemosporida; Plasmodiidae. Bases 1 to 3225 code for a protein of 1074 amino acids.
AUGUCUAAGUUAAAAUGUGAUAAACUACAUAGAAUUAAUAAUAAUAAUGAAAAUAUUAGAAAAAUUAAUAGUUCUAUGUCUAUUAUAUAUUCUACAAUAAGAAAGAAUAUAUAUUAUAUGAAGGAAGGAACAAAAUUGUAUUAUUCCUUAGUAAAAAUAUUAUUAAUUACGUUUUUUAUUUGUAUAUUUACAAGAUCGAAUCAUGGUGAGUUUUAUGAGAAAUGGAAAAAUAAGCCUAACAUAAAAAGCAUAUGUGGUAGAAGACUUAAUAGAUCCUUGUAUGAAUUCCAAAUAAGUAAUAAUUCAAAAUAUUUUAAUAAUGUUAAUGGAAAUAAUCAAAAUAUACAAAUUGAUAAUUAUAAUAAUGUGAUAGAUUAUUUGGAUGAUUAUUCCCAAAAUGAUGUUUUAAAUAAUCCUGAAUCGAUGAACAUAAAUAAUGAAAUAAUAAAUACAAAAUGCAAUGUCCUAUUAAGAAAACAAAGAGUACUAUAUGAAGAAAAAGCAAAUGUUGUUUUAAGAAGUGAAGGUGCUUCAGAAACAUUAGGAGAUAUUCGUAAUAAAUUAAAAACAAGAACAGAGACAACUAAUGGAAAUAUAUAUGAAAGUGGGUUGUAUGGACCAAUGAAAGGAAAAAUAGAUAAUUUAAGUAACAAACCAACUGAUCUUAAAAGAACUAAUAAUACAGAUUAUGGAACAAAAUUAAGAACUCCUAUGAAUGUAAGUGAUAAUAUAAAAAGUAAUAUAGGGGAACCUGACCCAAAGACUAAAGUUAUUAAUUUAAAAAAUUCUGGCGUAAGUAAAUCACGUGUAGUUGAAUAUGAAGUAGUUCCUAAAAUAGUUACAACUAAAGAUGAGGGGAAUAGAAAAAUUAACAGAGUUGAAUAUGAAAUAAGAGCAAAAUAUGAUACUACAAAAAAAAAUGAGGAAAAUACUAAUGAUACAACAACAAAUGAUACAUCAUCUAAUAUGGAAACAAAAAAUGAACCAACAAUGAAAAAUCCAAAUGUUACAAAUGAUAUGACGAAACCAAAAAUGGAUACUACAAAACAAAGUACUUUAAAUAGUAAAAGUAAUAAUAUGAACAGUGUCAAAUCAAACGUUACUACUUCUAAAGAAACUCCAUUAGAAAAACCAAGUAGUACUAUUGAAAACAAGGGGGGAAAUAAUCCAUUUAUGGAUAAUGAUCUAUCAGAUAAAAAAGGUAACAUGCAAGAUAAUAACAAAGGAUUAAAGGCUACAACUAAUAAAACUAAUGUUAAAAAUAAAUUAGGAGAUAAUACAAAACAAACGAAUCAAGGUACUAAUCCAUUUGUAGAAGAUGAUGUAUCAGAUAAGAAAGAUAAGAUUCAAGAUAAUAAUAAAGGAUUAAAGGCUACAACUAAUAAAACUAAUGUUAAAAAUAAAUUAGGAGAUAAUACAAAACAAACGAAUCAAGGUACUAAUCCAUUUAUGGAUGAAGAGGAAUUAGAAGAGCUACUUAGACGUGAAAGAGAAGAAAAGAAUAAAAAUGAGAAAAAAAAAAAUGUAGGUGAUAAUCAAAAUAAAAAAAGUAAUGCAGGUGUUCAAAAUAAAACAAAUAAACAAAAUAAAUUAGAUACGCAAAAUGGAAAGAAUGAAAAAAAUAUUCCAAAUAAAUUAGAUACACAAAAUGGAAAGAAUGAAAAAAAUAUUCCAAAUAAAUUAGAUACACAAAAUGGAAAGAAUGAAAAAAAUAUUCCAAAUAAAUUAGAUACACAAAAUGUAAAAAAUGAAAAAGAUUCUCCAAAUAAAUUAGAUAGUCAAAAUGUAACAAGUAAACAAAAUAUUCCAAAUAAAUUAGAUACACAAAAUGUAAAAAAUGAAAAAGAUACUCCAAAUAAAUUAGAUAAUGAGAACAAAGAAAAUACACAAAGUAAUAAAAACGUAAAUGCGAAAAAAAGUGAUAUUGGAACAAAUGGAAAAUCAAACAUAGAGACAUCUCAAGAUAAACAAUUAACUACAAAAAACAAUGACGAAAAUAAGAAUUCUGUAAAGAGUUCAAAGUUUAAAGACGCUUUAUUAGAAGUAACCAAAGAUAUUGAAAAUGGAAUUAGUUCAGAUAUGCUUAAUAAAAAUCAAAAAGGAAAUCAAUUAAAAAGUGAAUCUUUAAAAAAAAAUGAAUUAGAAAAUAAAAAUACAAAAAAUAUGGAUGGUAGUAAAAAUGUAUUUGAAAAAGGAUAUGAUCUAAAAACAGAAUCCAAAAGAGAUUUUAACAUAUCACAAGAAAGUGGUUUAGAUUAUACAGAUGAAUAUAAUGGAGAGUUUAAUAAAGAGUAUGAUAGUUAUUCUGAUAUAGGUUCAACAACUAUGGAAUACGACGAAUAUUACAAUGAAAGUUACAAUUCAGAUGAUUACGAUGAUAAUUAUGUAGGAAAUCCAAUGAAAUUAUUUACAAGUGAUAUAAUGAAUAAUUAUGGAAAUAUUAAAAGUGGAUUAAAACAUAAUACAAAUAAAAUUGCAAAGACUGUGUUAAAAGGUAUAGAUGAUGAAGAGUCAUCUAAUAAAGGAAAGAAUGAAAAUAAGAAUAAAAAAAAAAAAGAUAAAAUUGUAAUUGAUAAGGAUGAUACAUCUGAUAAUGUUUCUUUGAAUUCAACGGAUCCAGAAUUAUAUUAUAAUAAUGAUGAUUAUUAUGGAAACGGUAAUGAUUAUGCAAAUGGUAGUUAUUAUGAUAGUGAUAUGUACAGCAACAGCGAUGAUUCUGAAAGUGGUGAUGAUAAUCCUAUUACAGUGCUCGCAUCAGAAAUAGUUGAUGCGUGUGGAAAUAUAAAAGGGGGUGCAUUAAAAGUUAAAGAUUUGAUUACUGAAGGAGGACCACAACUUUUAGAUUUGACAGCAAAUGUUGUGGGGACCAAGACAAAAGAUGGAUUUAACAAAGUAAAAGAAAUUGUUACUAAGAAAUGUGGUAUGGAUGUAGAAUCCGAUAUCGAUAUAGAGACUGAAACGAAUCCUAUGAAAUGGUAUAAUGUAUUAAUCAACAAAUAUAGAAAGUUACAUUUUGGUUGGAAGUUGUUUGUAAAUAUAGCUCCAGCGGGGGUAUUAGGAAUUAUAGGAAUUUUAACUGCUGCAAGUGUAUUUAGUACAGGAUCAACAGCAUUAUGUGCAAUACCAUUUGUAGCAAUGGCUGCAAUUUUAUUUUUUCAGGUGUAUAGAUUAACCAAAAAAAUUUAUUAUAAUAAAAAAAAAAAAAGUGUUAAACAAAUAUUUUAG